AUGAGCCUGCCCACCAUGGCAAGCCCCACUCUGAGCCCUGACUCCUCAUCCCAGGAGGCCCUGUCAGCCCCCACGUGUUCCCCCACCUCUGACUCUGAGAACCUCAGCCCCAAUGAGCUGGAGCUGCUGGCCAAACUGGAGGAGCAGAACCGGCUCCUGGAAGCCGACUCCAAAUCAAUGCGCUCCAUGAAUGGCUCCCGGAGAAACAGCGGCUCCUCUCUGGUAUCCAGCUCCUCGGCCUCCUCUAACCUGAGCCACCUGGAGGAGGACACGUGGAUCCUGUGGGGCCGAAUCGCCAAUGAGUGGGAAGAGUGGCGGCGUAGGAAGGAGAAGCUGCUUAAGGAGCUCAUCCACAAGGGCAUCCCGCACCACUUCCGGGCCAUCGUGUGGCAGCUCCUGUGCAGCGCUACGAACAUGCCAGUCAAGAACCAGUACUCAGAGCUGCUCAAGAUGUCCUCGCCAUGCGAGAAGCUGAUCCGCAGGGACAUCGCCCGCACCUACCCAGAGCACGAGUUCUUCAAGGGCCAGGACAGCCUGGGCCAGGAGGUCCUCUUCAAUGUCAUGAAGGCCUACUCUCUGGUGGACCGGGAGGUGGGCUACUGCCAGGGCAGUGCCUUCAUCGUGGGCCUGCUCCUAAUGCAGAUGCCGGAGGAGGAGGCUUUCUGUGUGUUUGUGCGGCUGAUGCAGGAGUACCGCCUGCGGGAGCUCUUCAAGCCCAGCAUGGCUGAGCUGGGGCUCUGCAUCUACCAGUUUGAGUACAUGCUGCAGGAGCAGCUCCCGGACCUGAACACCCACUUCCGCUCCCAGAGCUUCCACACGUCCAUGUACGCCUCAUCCUGGUUCCUCACACUCUUCCUGACCACCUUCCCACUGCCUGUCGCCACUCGUGUCUUCGACAUUUUCAUGUAUGAGGGCCUGGAGAUCGUGUUCCGGGUAGGCCUCGCACUGCUGCAGGUGAACCAGGUGGAGCUGAUGCAGCUGGACAUGGAGGGCAUGUCCCAGUACUUCCAAAAGGUGAUACCUCAUCAGUUUGACAGCUGCCCAGAUAAGCUGAUCCUCAAGGCUUACCAGGUCAAGUACAACCCUAAGAAGAUGAAGAGGCUCGAGAAGGAAUACGCGGCCAUGAAGAGUAAAGAGAUGGAGGAGCAGAUCGAAAUCAAAAGGCUUCGAACAGAGAACCGACUUCUGAAACAGCGGAUUGAGACCCUGGAGAAGGAGAGCGCUGCUCUGGCUGAUAGGUUAAUCCAGGGACAGGUGACACGGGCGCAGGAGGCCGAGGAAAACUAUGUCAUCAAGCGGGAGCUGGCGGUGGUGCGGCAGCAGUGCAGCUCGGCCACGGAAGACCUGCAGAAGGCGCAGAGCACCAUCCGGCAGCUGCAGGAGCAGCAGGGUAACCCUCGCCUCACCGAGGACUUUGUGGCCCGCCUGGAGACUGAGCUGGAGCAGUCACGGCUGCGGGAGAUGGAGACACUAGGGGCCCUACGGGAGAUGCAGGACAAGGUUCUAGACAUGGAGAAGAGGAACAGCUCCCUACCUGAUGAGAACAACGUGGCCCAGCUGCAGGAGGAGCUCAGGGCACUCAAGGUGCGGGAGGGCCAGGCCGUGGCCUCCGCGAGGGAGCUGAAGCUGCAGCUGCAGGAGCUCUCGGACACCUGGCAGGCCCACCUGUCCCGCGGGGGCCGCUGGAAGGAGUCCCCGCGGAAGCUGGUCCUGGGCGAGCUGCAGGACGAGCUGAUGAGCGUGCGUCUGCGAGAGGCCCAGGCCCUGGCCGAGGGCAGAGACCUGCGGCAGCGCGUGGUGGAGCUGGAGACGCAGGACCACAUCCACCGCAACCUUCUGAACCGCGUGGAGGCGGAGCGCGCGGCGCUGCAGGAGAAGCUGCAGUACUUGGCCGCGCAGAACAAGGGGCUGCAGACCCAGCUGAGCGAAAGCCGCCGCAAGCAGGCCGAGGCCGAGUGCAAGAGCAAGGAGGAGGUGAUGGCGGUGCGCCUGCGGGAGGCGGACAGCAUGGCCGCGGUGGCUGAAAUGCGGCAGCGCAUCGCGGAGCUGGAGAUCCAGCGGGAGGAGGGCCGCAUCCAGGGCCAGCUGAACCACUCGGACUCCUCGCAGUACAUCCGGGAGCUCAAGGACCAGAUAGAGGAGCUGAAGGCCGAGGUACGACUGCUGAAGGGCCCGCCGUCCUUCGAGGACCCACUGGCCUUCGACGGGCUAGGGCUGGCACGGCACCUGGAUGAGGACUCGCUGCCAUCGUCCGAUGAGGAGCUGCUGGGCAUGGGCGUGGGCACAGCCCUGCAGGAUACACUCUACCCACUGUCCCCCCAAGACGCCCGCUUCCUCCGCAGCCUGGAGCGGCCAGCCAAGGACAGCGAAGGCAGCUCCGACAGCGACGCCGAGGAGCUGACCACACCCUACAGUCAGGGCCUGGACAACUGA
Molecule: messenger RNA, 2433 nt
Organism: Pipistrellus nathusii (Nathusius's pipistrelle)
Lineage: Eukaryota; Metazoa; Chordata; Mammalia; Chiroptera; Vespertilionidae
Source: the annotation of a GenBank genome assembly